Messenger RNA from Closterium sp. Naga37s-1, 2730 nucleotides. The record is from the annotation of a GenBank genome assembly. NCBI's taxonomy places the organism in Eukaryota, Viridiplantae, Streptophyta, Zygnematophyceae, Desmidiales, Closteriaceae.
AUGAUGCGCAAAGCUAGUGUCCGCUGGAUGAAGAUUAUUGUGUCGAAAUGCAGCUCGUCGCGUGCCCGUCGCCUUCGCUCCGCCCGUCGCCUUCACUUCCCCCCCGUCGCCUUCACUCCCCCCCUACCCCCCCUCUUCUGUCUCCUUCAUUUCCCCCUCCCGUCGCCUUCACUCCCCCCUCUCGUCGCCUUCACUUCCCCCUCCCGUCGCCCUCACUUCCCCUCCCGUCGCCUUCAUUUCCCCCUCCCGUGGCCCUCACUUCCCCCUCCCGUCGCCUUCAUUUCCCCCUCCCGUCGCCCUCACUUCCCCUCCCGUCGCCUUCAUUUCCCCCUCCCGUCGCCUUCACUUUCCCCUCCCGUCGCCUUCAUUUCCCCCUCCCGUCGCCCUCACUUCCCCUCCCGUCGCCUUCAUUUCCCCCUCCCGUCGCCUUCACUUCUCCCCCCCGAUGCCUUCGAUUCCCCCUCCCGUCGCCUUCCACGCCUGCCGCACUCGCUUUCCCGCCCGUCACACUCGCUUCCCCACCCGUCACCUUCACUUCCCCUCCCAUUUCCUUUCACUCUCUCUUGUUCACUCUCUUUCCCCCUGCUCACUCUCUUUCCCCCUGAUCACUCGCUUCCCCCCUCCUCAAUCUCUUUCCCCUGCUCAUUCUCUUUCCCUCUGCUCACUCCCCUUGUUCUAACCCCACUCUCCCCAUUUCUCACCCAUUUUCCCCCUUCACGCUCUCUUACCCCCUCUCCUCGCCCCUGUUUUCCCGGCUCACUCCUAUACUCACUCUCUCCCCCCCUGCUCACUCUCUUCCCCCCCUGCUCACUCUCUUUCCCCCUGAUCACUCUCUUUCCCCCUUCACGCUCUCUUUCCCUCCCUUCCGCCCGUUGCCCCCCUUCGUCUCAUCGCCCUCCCUGCUGCUCGUCACCUUCGCUCCCGCUCGUCCCCUCGCAAUCCCCGUCUCUCUCUCCCCCCAUCGCCCUCCCUUCCACUCCUCGUUGCCCUCGCCAUCCCUCCCUUCUCCCUUCCCAUCUCGCACACUUGUCACGCCCCCUUUCCAACCCGCACAUACACCCUUCCCUUCUUCCUUGUUUCCCCGUAUCCCCUGCGCUGCUUUCCCCCAUCCUCCGACUUGCUCCCCCCAUCCCCUUCCCUGCUUCCCCCCGUCCCCUCCCCUGCCUCCCCCCAUCCCCUUCCCUGCUUCCCCCCCGUCCCCUUCCCUCCUCCCCCCCGUCCCCUCCCCUGCCUCCCCCCAUCCCCUUCCCUGCUUCCCCCACCCCCUUCCCUGCUCCCCCCCAUCCCCUUCCCUGCUUUCCCCCUUCCCCUUCCCUGCUUCCCCCCGUCCCCUUCCCUCCUUCCCCCGUCCCCCUCCCAGCAUCCCCCCAUCCCCUUCCCUGCUCCCCCCCAUCCCCUUCCCUGCUUCCCCCCAUCCCCUUUCCUGCUUCCCCCCAUCUCCUUCCCUGCUUCCCCCCACCCAUCCCCUUCCCUGCUUCCCCCCAUCUCCUUCCCUGCUUCCCCCCAUCGCCUUCCCUGCUCACCCUUGCUCCCUCUAGGAAUGAUGGGAUCGGGAAAGGAGGGAUGAGGAAACGAGGAAAAGAGGAAACGAGGAAUGGGGUGGGGCAGAAAGGGGUGGGGCGGAAUGGGGUGGGGCAGAAAGGGGUGGGGCAGAAUGGGGUGGGGCGGAAUGGGGUGGGGCGGAAUGGGGUGGGGCAGAAAGGGGUGGGGCGGAAUGGGGUGGGGCAGAAAGGGGUGGGGCGGAAUGGGGUGGGGCAGAAAGGGGUGGGGCGGAAUGGGGUGGGGCGGAAAGGGGUGGGGCGGAAUGGGGUGGGGCAGAAAGGGGUGGGGCGGAAUGGGGUGGGGCGGAACGGGGUGGGGCGGAAUGGGGUGGGGCGGAACGGGGUGGGGCGGAAUGGGGUGGGGCGGAAAGGGGUGGGGCGGAAUGGGGUGGGGCAGAAAGGGGUGGGGCGGAAUGGGGUGGGGCGGAAUGGGGUGGGGCGGAAUGGGGUGGGGCGGAACGGGGUGGGGCGGAAUGGGGUGAGGCGGAUUGGGGAGAUGAGGGAUGGGGAGAUGAGGGAUGAGGAGAUGAGGGAUGGGGAGGUGUGGGAUGGGGAGGAGAGGGCUGGGGAGGAGAGGGAUGGGGAGGUCAGGGAUGGGGAGAUGAGGGAAGGGGAGAUGAGGAAUGGGGAGAUGAGGGAUGGGGAGAUGAGGAAUGGGGAGAUGAGGGAAGGGGAGAUGAGGAAUGGGGAGAUGAGGGAAGGGGAAAUGAACGUGUAUGCGACGGAAGGGUGCUGCUGGCCACUAGCGGUGGGCGACAGUGGCGGUGGGGGGAAGCGUGGGCGACGGUGGCGGUGGGGGGAAGCGUGGGCGACGGUGGCGGUGGGGGGAAGCGUGGGCGACGGUGGCGGUGGGGGGAAGCGUGGGCGACGGUGGCGGUGGGGGGAAGCGUGGGCGACGGUGGCGGUGGGGGGAAGCGUGGGCAAUAUGCUCCCCUGCCCCCUGCCCCCUGCCCCCUGUCAUCUGAAGCACUGCGCUCCUUGCUGCCCGACUGCACGUGCUGCCCCGGCUGUGCGCCCAGCGCUCUGCUCCAAAGCCGCAGCAGCACCUGCCAUGCGUGCGGGGUUGGUGCAAGAGAGAGAAGGGUGGGUGCUGCUGAUGCACCCUAUGAUAUCCCGCCGCGAUCGAGUCACGACCCCAUCCCCAGCGCUCGAGACCUGCCCGCCAUACGUCCGCGGCCAGGGUGGGUGA